Messenger RNA from Ctenopharyngodon idella (grass carp), 5832 nucleotides. It is a transcript of the gene cnnm2b, whose product is annotated as cyclin and CBS domain divalent metal cation transport mediator 2b. The record is from RefSeq and is a predicted model, not a curated record. The transcript has 8 exons. The coding region runs from base 1694 to 4168 and encodes 824 amino acids. Gene Ontology annotation, cellular component: plasma membrane. Gene Ontology annotation, molecular function: magnesium ion transmembrane transporter activity. NCBI's taxonomy places the organism in Eukaryota, Metazoa, Chordata, Actinopteri, Cypriniformes, Xenocyprididae. Gene Ontology annotation, biological process: magnesium ion homeostasis; transport.
AUCAACCCUUUGCUACAAUUCUGGGACUGAAUUCUCUUUUCUGAAAAAAACCAAAAAAAAAAAAAAAAAGACAGAAUUCGAGGUUAUAGAAACUUAGGAAUCUUGUACAAAAUUCCAUUGUAGAGUAAAAAGCUUUUCAAAAUAGAUUUAAAUAUUCUCUCUAAUUUACUGAAUAUGUAAAAUUUCACCACCUGUGAAGAUUGGAUUGUGAAAUAGUUUAUAAUCAAUCAACUUUCCUUGUCUGGAUUGAUCUCUGGCCCUGAUAAUGAUAAAAUACACACUCUAUGGAGAUCCAUGAUUAUUUUUACAUCCUGUCAUAGGUUUUGCACCUCUUGCAUUUCUCAAGAUCCCUCUAAUCCCUGUCUUAUCUAUAUAAGGUAAAUAGUUACCUAUUAAUAGUCUUUAAGUAAUCACAAUAAAUGUAUAGCUUUGUUAAUUUCCAUUAGGAUGAUAGAGGACUGAAUCAUAUUGUUCAAUGUCUGCAUUGUGGUGUUUCUUCAACUUUGAGAACGUUUGUGAGUCCGGGUUGAUUUUUAAUGUUUUUCAACAUCUUUUUGCUUCUUUUUAAAUGCUUAUUAUGUGCAGUUUUUAUUGUUUCACCCUUGUCCCAGACCCAGACUUUCAAUCCAACAUAAAGAUAUGAAUUAUUGCAAGAACUGUGGAGAACUGCUGUGCACAUGCUCUGGACAUAAGGGUCCCUGAGAGCCCAACCUGGCACAUGUUGUGAUCCCUCUUACCCCUAUACUUUCUUGUCUACACUCUACUAUUUUUUUUUUGUUUUUGUUUUUUUAGGAAAAAGCCCAAAAACAUAUAGGAGAUAGUCAUACUUUAAUACAUUUAACAAUCAUGUGACAAUGUCAUUUAAUUUUUUAAACAAAUUUUGCUGUUCCUCAGUGUGGAAUGUUUUCCAGCACAACCAACAAUUUUGCCCCUAUAGAUUAGUUACUAAGUAAGAAACAGUGAAGAGUAUUUUUGAGAUGGUCAAAGAAAAACCAAAGCAAAUAUCUGUUAUUUGUAGAUGUUUUUUUUUUUAUUGUCUAUCAUUUCAGGUGAUUUAAUUCAGGGUACAUUCAUUUGUUUUUCAAAAAGAUUUAAAAUUAAUUUCCACCACAGAAUGCUAUUAGAUACAAUUUAAUUUGGGGGGAAAAUGGAAAAUGACAGAAUUCUCCUGCAAUGCCAAUCUGCUGUUGGACAUAGCAAAUUAAACAAAUGUAUUUUCUAGAAGUCCGCAGGUUGUCCCUAUGGCUUGUCCAUAAAGUCUAUACUGUUGAAGAAACUCUCUAUAAUCUUGUUUAGUUAUUUAUUACGUUCCCUGAGUGUAUCUUGGCACUAUUCAAAGAUGCUGUCACCAAAGACCCUUCUCAAAACACCAAAAACAGUCACGAGGAAACUUCUGUAUGCGCUCAUUUGCAUUAAGUGCGACUGUUUACGGAGCUCAUUGGCUGUUCCAGCAGCGAAGGCCCCGCCUCCCGUCCAGCUGCGCCACCGGAUUGGCUGCCCCGGUCGCCUGUCACCGAGACAUCAGUAGAGGCACGAGUUCGCGCUGCUCUGGCUGAAGUGUGAUCAGUUUCAGCCGCGUAGUGGGACUCAACUAGACCUGAUGCACAAGUCAAGGCGACGCGCAGCGGAGAUGAAGCCGGAUUGGCUCUGAUUUUUAAAAGCCCUUUCAUUCAAGAGGCUGUCCAUUAUCAACAUGGCAGAACCGUCGGUUCCAGUACCCCCUCAAAAAAUGGCGUCACUUAGCCGGGUCCGAGCCUUUACUUUGAUUUUCUUAACUGCAAGUAGUUAUUUAAUUACUCCCACAAGUGGCAAGGAAGGAGGGGGAGAGGAGACUGUCAUCAUCGGGCUGAGACUGGAGGACACGGACGACAUUUCCUUCAUGGACAAGGGCUAUUUGCGGGUCAGUGAGAGGUCUCAUGUGAGAUUGAGGGUGUACGGGCAAAACAUUAACAACGAGACGUGGUCCAAAAUCGCCUUUACGGAACACGAGAGGAGUCGAGUGAUUGGCAACAUCGACAGCUCCUCAGGAGACAACAAGAGUCAGGAGGACACGUCGGGCUUGCACCCCUGUGGCAUCAGGACUUCAGAUAUUCUCAUCUUACCCAACAUUAUUUUAAAUCGCAAGACGUCUGGUAUCGUUGAAAUCGAGGUCAAACCUCUGCGAAAGACUGAGAGGAGCAAAGCGUACUACCUGUGCAUCGCCACUUCCACACCUGCUGUGGCUGGCAUGCACGACCCGUGGACGGAGACCACGUGGAUCUAUCACGAUGGAGAGGACACCAAAGUGAUCGUGGUGGAGGAGAAAAAGUUCCUGCUGCCUUUCUGGCUUCAGGUCAUCUUUAUUUCCAUGCUGCUCUGCCUCUCGGGCAUGUUCAGCGGCUUGAACUUGGGUCUGAUGGCGCUGGAUCCCAUGGAGCUCCAGAUCGUCCAGAACUGCGGGACGGAGAAGGAGAAGAACUACGCCAGGAAGAUCGAACCUGUCAGGAGUCAAGGAAACUACCUGCUUUGCUCGCUUCUUCUGGGGAAUGUUCUGGUCAACACGACCUUGACCAUUUUGUUGGAUGAUAUUGCUGGUUCUGGAUUGAUAGCUGUAGUGAUGUCAACCAUUGGCAUUGUGAUAUUCGGGGAGAUUGUGCCUCAAGCUAUAUGUUCACGACACGGUCUCGCUGUGGGUGCGAAUACAAUCUUCUUGACCAAAUUCUUCAUGCUGCUCACUUUCCCUGCGUCCUAUCCGGUAAGUAAACUGCUCGAUUAUCUCCUCGGACAGGAGAUUGGCACCGUGUACAACCGAGAGAAGCUCUUGGAGAUGUUGAGGGUCACGGAUCCCUAUAAUGACUUGGUGAAAGAGGAGUUAAACAUCAUUCAGGGCGCACUGGAGCUCAGGACUAAAACCGUUGAAGAUGUGAUGACCCCGCUGCGCGAUUGCUUCAUGAUAGCCGGCGACGCCACGCUCGACUUCAACACCAUGAGUGAGAUCAUGGAGAGCGGCUACACGCGCAUUCCCGUAUUCGAAGGCGACAGGUCCAACAUCGUGGACUUGCUGUUCGUGAAGGACCUUGCGUUUGUGGAUCCCGACGACUGCACCCCGCUGAAGACGAUAACGAAGUUCUACAGCCAUCCCUUACAUUUCGUCUUCAACGACACUAAACUCGACGCUAUGCUGGAGGAGUUCAAGAAAGGUAAAUCUCACCUGGCAAUAGUCCAGCGGGUUAACAACGAAGGUGAAGGUGACCCAUUCUACGAAGUUCUUGGCAUUAUCACCCUGGAGGAUGUCAUUGAAGAAAUCAUCAAGUCUGAAAUCCUGGAUGAGACAGACUUAUAUACUGACAACAAAACAAAAAAGAAAAUCACCCAUCGAGAGAGGAAGCAGGAUUUCUCGGCUUUCAAGCACAUGGACAAUGAAAUGAAGGUUAAAAUAUCACCUCAGCUUCUACUGGCUACUCUGCGUUUCCUAGCAACAGAAGUUGAGCCAUUCAGUCCCAGCCAGAUGUCUGAGAAGAUCCUUCUGCGUCUCCUCAAGCACCCCAACGUCAUCCAGGAGGUCAAAUAUAAUGAGAAGAAUAAGAAGGCCAUCGAGCAUUACCUUUUCCACCGCAACAAGCCUGUGGACUAUUUCAUCCUCAUUCUGCAGGGGAAGGUGGAAGUGGAGGCAGGGAAGGAGGGAAUGAAGUUUGAAGCUGGAGCUUUCUCCUCGUAUGGGAUCAUGGCUCUCACCACUUCUCCAGUUCCUCGUACCUUUGUGGUCAGUAGGGCUGAGUCUGUUGCUGGAUCUCCAGAAAACAAAUCCCCACCUCGGUCAUUUGGACUGAACCAUUCUGACUCGUUAAAUCGUAGCGAGCGGAUUGAAGCCAUUACACCAUCACUGGGCAGCAGUAACAACCAGCUCAAUGCCUUCCUGCAGAUCUAUGUGCCAGACUAUUCUGUCAGAGCUGUGUCAGACAUCCAGUACAUUAAGGUAACGCGGCAGCAGUAUCAGAACGCCGUCAUGGCAUCACGUAUUGACAAGACGCCACAGUCCUCAGAGAGCGAGUACACCAAAAUCGAAAUGACUUUGACAGAGCUCCACGACAGAGUGACCGAUGAAACCACCGCUCUGUUCAACCAGACACAGAACUGCGUUGCCCACAACAAGUCGAACCACACAGGACACAGUGAGGGGGCCAUCUAGCCCUCAGUGGGGUGGUGGAGCAAAGCCAAUAGCAGAACCCUAGAGCUGCCUCACCACCCCAAAUGACUGGUAGUGCAGUACUACUGGGGCCAGAGCUUGGGUUGACCCAAGGCAAAAUGGGAUAGUCCAGUGACACACUUCGGUCCCAUUAAGAUUUCAGAUAAACCACAGUGUUUAUGUCCCCCAGCCAAAGAGUUUGGAGGAUGGACAGUCUUGUGCUCUGACAAGCCCCUCCAGCUACACUCAAACUGCCCCGUGAUGUUCACAAACACAAAAGAAAUACUCCAGGCAGAUGCUGUUAUAGGGUAAAUCAAAGACUGUUCCAAAUACUGCUUUGAAGGAAACCGUGAACCAAGAGCAUUCUACUCACAUAUUUAUUUAUUUUGUAUGCCUUUGUAUAUACAUGCAUGUCUGAGGAUAUAAUUGUCGGCACAUGCAAACACCUGUCUGUACAUUGUGCAUGUGUAUGUGUGUGCCUCUAUGAGUGUCACUGAUAUCAUGCACAUGCUAUAUAUACAUAGUUUCAAAGACAUCAUUGUAUACAGGGCUUGACAUUAAUUUUUUUUGCUCACCAGCCACUGUGGCUAGUGGUUUUUCAAAGUUACUAGCCACUCAGCAUUUUCACUGGCCACAAUUUUUACUAAAUUUUCACUCAAAACGGCAUUUUGACAUUAUUUUGUGUGUAUUUGACUGUUUAAGCUCAAUAAGCAGUGAAAAAGAACUCAAUACUAAGGAGCGUGUGCACUUUGGGUGUGAGCACAAAAUCUAGAUCUGGAAUAAGUAAAAUUAAGUCAUAUGCACAAUCCCACACCAAAAUUCAAGCCCUGUAACACCAACAAUAUUCAUCUAAAGCAAAUGAAACAAGUGAGUGAGAGGAGGCGGGUUUGUGUGUCAACUCGCUGUCGGAGAGAUGAGAGAGCAAGAAAAAGCGCAGCUGGUAUCGUGUAUCUAUUUUGCGGAAAAUGAGUAUUGGAAGCGUUUCGGAUAUUUCAGUAUCGUUAUGUAUCGAAAAAUCAACAUUUUUAACAACACUACAUUGCACUUAGUUUAUUACUUCAGAUGCCUUUUUAAGACUACAAUUGAAAAAUGUAUAUAUUAUAUAUAAAAUUCAACCUGCCAAAGUGGCUAGCAGAAGUGACUGCGUUACAAGCCACUGCUGAAAUCCACCCGCAUUUGGCAGGUUGGUGGGUGUUAAUGUCAAGCCCUGAUUGUGUAUGUACUGGUGAGGGUCUUUUACAUGUAUAUUUCAGAAAUAUUCCACAGUACCUUUUACACUUUUUUUUUUUUUUUUUUUUUUUUUUUUUAAUGAAUCAUUAUAUUGCCUUUUAAAAAAUCAUAUUAAUUUUUUUUUAACAAGUGCAAUGAAACACAUUUUAUUUAAAAGAUGAUUUAUCAUGAUUACUGUAUUGUAAAUUUUAGAUUAUUUGUAUGCAUAUAUUGUAUCAUGUUUGUAUAUUUGAUAUUUUGGAUUCACUUCCAAGGAUGAACAGGUCCUAUAUGUCUGCUUUAAAAGUUUAAUUCUAUCAAAGGCACAAUUAAACGAAAGACCUGUCAGGACUUUUAUGCAAGGGAGAAUCCAUAUGCAUCCUUGCGAUUCCUAACUGAAUCCAGCACGUAACAAAAUGAGUUUUUUACCACGUCAUUAAAACAACUACUACAUUAAA